This is a messenger RNA of Saprolegnia parasitica CBS 223.65, 2334 nucleotides long. RefSeq lists its product as hypothetical. Bases 1 to 2334 code for a protein of 777 amino acids. Lineage: Eukaryota; Oomycota; Saprolegniomycetes; Saprolegniales; Saprolegniaceae. The transcript is spliced from 5 exons. The record is from RefSeq and is a predicted model, not a curated record.
AUGGCAUCUCGACGGGACUACCUCCUCAAGAAGGGGCUCCAGGUGAAGCAGCUCAACGAGGACGCAGCGCGCUCUGCGGCCUCGCCCAAGUCGGCGGCCCGACCCAGCAGCAAAGAAGUAGCGGCGAUCCUCGAGCUCUGCCCGCCGGGCACGCCCGACACCCGCAUCGUCCAGAUCAUCAAGCAAAACAACGGCGACGCCGACAAGAUCUCGCUCGCCGUGAGCGAUCUCUGGGAAGAGAACAGCACGCAGGACGACUGGGCCACCGUGAGCAAGAAGCAGCCCAAGAAAAAGCACGACGAACCCAAACCCAAGUACAACCACUCGCCGCCGACGACGUACGGCGAUAGCAAUGGCGGCCGAGGACGCGGUGGCACCCGUGGCCGGGGCGCCCCUGCGCGGGGAGCGUGGGCACAAAAGCCCAGUUUUGUCGCAAAGAAGCAGGCGCCCCCGAAGCCUCAGCCGCAGGUUCAGCAGCAGCAGCAGCACCACCAACAGCAACAACAUCAACACAUUGCGUCCCCCGUCGUACAUGCGGGCCCCAAACCCGUGAGCCCGAAGACGCUUGCCAAGAACCAGACGUGGGGCGUUGUCACGGACGAGCCCAAGGUCGUCGUCGCAGAGCCCGAGCCCGUGUGGCCGUCGCGCUCACCUAAGAAGGCUGAAAAGAAGAUGGAGCCGGAGGCCACGAUCGCAUCUUGGGGUGCCUCGCUGCAGGAAGCCAAGGCCCACGCCGAGUGGGAGCAGCAGCAACAGGUGCAGCAACAGCAGGCACCGACGACGACGACGAAUGCGUGGGCGCGCCCCGCGCCGAUCGAGACGCCCAAGUCGCCAUUGCCGUCGCCGAAGAAGGAAAAGGUUGCGACGCCCAAGGCCAUGACGCCCGUGCGUCAAUCGAGCCCGACGCACUCGCUCACGUUUGGGUCGCCGUCGCCCAAGUCGUCGCCGAUCCGCAACAAGUUUAGCAUGGGUCGCUGGGAGACCGUGGCCGAAACCGAGCUCUCGCUCCAGUUUGGCAGCUUCUCGCUCGAAGCCAUUGACACGACGCCGGCGGCAACCAGCGUCGCCUCGGCCACGUGGGGCACGCCGAGCAACAAGACGACGGCCAACGCGUGGUCGCCCAAGAAGCACGAGUCGCCCAAGACCAAGGCGUCGGUGCCGCCGCCCGGCAUGGAUGCGCAGGUGAGCCCGCGCAAGGCGGCGUCGCCGCGCAAGCAGUACACACCCGCGGCCCCGUCGCCGGCGUCGCUGCCCAAGCCCGACGACGUCAAGCGCCAGGUGCCCAAGUACACUGGCGCCAACACUCAGGCGGCGCCGGCAUCGCCCAACAUGGCGUCGCCGUCGUUUGAUCUGAAGGGCAGCAACCUGUACCCGGCCAACCCGAGUGCGUACAACCAGUACUCGGUCGGUAUUGCCGGUCGCAACCAGGGCGCGAUCGGUGGCAACUCGACGCCGAUUUCCAAGAUGCAGCCGCAACUGAACGCGCGCAGCGCCACGACGCCCAACACGACGGGCACCGCGACCGGGCCCGUGGCGGCGGCCCCGGCGGCGGCAGCCCCGGCGACGACCAACCCCGCGCCGACGGCCAACCCCGCUGCCCAGCAGCAGCACCAGCAGCAGCCGCAGCACAUGCAGCACCAGCAGCCGCCGUACCAGCAGCCACCGAUGCUGCCGGGCCAGUCGUACCACCCGCACUUUGCGCCGCCGCCGCCGCCCGGCAUGGCGAUGCCGUACAACCCGUACAACUAUGGCAACUACUACCCGCAGCAGGGCUACGGCUACUACCAGAGCCCCCAGUACCCGCAGUACAGCCCGCGUCAGCAGUACCCGCCGCGCGGCUCGAUGCCGUAUGGCAUGGAGGGUCUCCAAGGCUUCUCCAACCCGCAGACCAUGCCGCUCGGCUACCAGGACCCGCACCAAGUGCCGCAAGAGUACGUGCCGCAAGGGUUUGGCGAGCUCGGCUACCUCCCGCCGCCGCAUGCGCAGCCGACGCCGGUGCAGCAAGGCGGUGUGCCCCAGCGCCACUCGUUGCAGCAGCCCCAAGUGGCGCAGCAGGGCAAGCAACAUCAGCAGCAGCAACAGCAGCAGCAACAACAACAAGGCGGCGCGCCGCAGAGCCAGGGUCGUCCCGAGUACGCGCCGCGCGACCACACGCAGUCGCCGCCCGUGCCCAACGUCGGCGGAUACCCGCACUAUGGCGGCUGGAGCGGCUACGGCCACCAGGGCCUCAACCCGCAGGCAGGCUGGAACGGCGGGUACCCGCAGCAGCCCCAGGGCUACCGGCCGUACACGGGCAACGCCGGCAACGAUGGCCAGAACGCGUGGAGCUCCUAA